This is a messenger RNA of Hyalella azteca, 3142 nucleotides long. Its product is annotated as mucin-5AC-like. Bases 77 to 3067 code for a protein of 996 amino acids. Lineage: Eukaryota; Metazoa; Arthropoda; Malacostraca; Amphipoda; Hyalellidae. The record is from RefSeq and is a predicted model, not a curated record. The transcript has a single exon.
AUAUCGAUCCGAUGCCGUUUGACGAAUUUUAAUUUUUUCGUGAAUUAGCAGCGCAGAAUUUUAAAAGUGAACUUAAAUGGCAAGAAGAAGAAGGAAGGCGAGAUUUAUUAGGUUUAGGUUGAAUGCAACCACGGAUUCAACGCCCUUACCUUCAACGCCCAACCCCGUCCCAACCCCGACGUUUUUAUCCCCGACUAACACGCAUUCCGUCCCAACUCCGACGUUUUUAUCCCCUACUAACACGCAUUCCAUCCCAACCCCGACGUUUUUAUCCCCGACUAACACGCAUUCCGUUCCAACCCCGACGUUUUUAUCUCCACGGAAAAUGCACCCUGGGCCAACCCCGACGUUUUUAUCCCCACGAAAUACGCAACCUUGGCCAACCCCGACGUUUUUAUCCCCACGAAAUACGCAACCCUGGCUAACCCCGACAUUUUCAUCCCCACGAAAUACGCACCCCGGGCCAACCCCGACGUUUUUAUCCCCACGGAAAAUGCACCCCGGGCCAACCCCGACGUUGUUAUCCCCACGAAAAGCGCACCCCGGGCCAACGUCAACUACAACUACCGCCCCUUCGCUAACUCCAACGCCUGAUCCAGCACAGAGUUGGCCUGCGGUCCAUCACUCAAUUUCUUCCGUUUUCUCUUCGAUCCUCGACACGAGAUUUGGCCCCACGCCAACUUCAAUAUAUGGCCCCACAACAGCCCCGACCUAUGGCCCGAUCGCAAAACCAACACAUGGCCCCACACCAGCCCCGACCUAUGGCCCGAUAUCAGUCCCUACUUGUGGCCCCACACCAGCCCCGACUUAUGGCCCGAUAUCAGUCCCUACUUGUGGCCCCACACCAGCCCCGACUUAUGGCCCGAUAUCAGUCCCGACUUGUGGCCCCACAACAGCCCCGACUUAUGGCCCGAUAUCAGUCCCUACUUGUGGCCCCACACCAGCCCCGACCUAUGGCCCGAUCGCAAAACCAUCACAUGGCCCCACACCAGCCCCGACCUAUGGCCCGAUCGCAAAACCAACACAUGGCCCCACAACAGCCCCGACUUAUGGUCCGAUAGCAAUCCCGACUUGUGGCCCCACACCAGCCCCAACCUGUGGCCCGAUAUCAAUCCCUACAUGUGGCCCCACACCAGACCCGACUUAUGGUCCGAUAGCAAUCCCGACGUGUGGCCCCACACCAGCCCCGACUUAUGGUCCGAUAGCAAUCCCGACGUGUGGCCCCACACCAGCCCCGACUUAUGGCCCGAUAGCAAUCCCGACGUGUGGCCCCACACCAGCCCCGACUUUUGGCCCCGCAACAAUUCCUACAAAUGAUCCAAACCAAAUUUUUUUUUCCCCGCCAAAUUUGAUGUUGGUUCCCACGCCGAAUUUGACUUUGGUUCCCACGCCGAACUUGACUUUUAUUCCCCCGCCAAACUUGACUUUGGCUCCCACGCCGAACUUGACUUUGUUUCCCCCGCCGAACUUGACUUUGGCUCCCACGCCGAACUUGACUUUGGUUUCCCCUCCGAACAUUACUUUGUUUCCCCCGCCGAACAUUACUUUGUUUCCCACGCCGAACAUGACUUUGGUUCCCACGCCGAACUUUACUUGGGUUACUACGCCAAGCCUCACAUGUGGUCCCACGCCAACUCCCACGAAAGAUCCAAACCAAACUUUGAUUGCCACGCCAAACCUUAUACGGGGUCGCACGGUUUAUUCGGAAACUGGUUCCUCGCUAAACUUGGCCCCUGGUCCCUCGGGACAUCAGGCACCUGAUCCAGUUCCAUAUCAAAUGCCGCAUACCGCGAAAAAUUUGACGUUUCACCCAGUGCCAGAUUCGCCACACUUAAUCACGCAAGAAUCGACUCGCAUUGGCCCACCGUCUAGAACGGUGCAAACUACUACGCGAAGUCAGACAUCAAAUACCUCGUCCAAUCCAACUCCAAAACAAAGAGGUACCUUCAAACACAAGCGAAGUGCCCGUAAAGAUCAUCUACCAAGCCCAUUAAACAGUUGGUACUCGAGGAAAGUAAAAAUGGAAGAACAUGUGCGCCCAAAGCAGGAAAAGACGAAUACAACACAUGAUCAAGAUAAUGUAUGUAGGAACCGAGAUGAGAACAGAAGAACUGAAGACGACUACAUUAGAAUGUGUCGUGAUUUUCCACUGAGGCCGCAAUAUCGAUUCUACAAAAAUGACUCUGAGUUUAUCGUAGGUUCUGUCCCUCUACUGAUAGAAAUUUUGCGAGCCUCGUUGCUGAAAUAUUCGGAUGAAAUCUUGGAGCUAAGUGCUUCAUCACCGAAACGUGAAACUGCAUUCAAAAAUCAAGAAUUCGACCGUGAAAACCCAGUAGGAUGGGAAUUGACUGAAUUAAUACUCGAAGCGCAGCUUCGUCGCCUCAUGGAGGAAGGAGAUGACAUACCCGAAGAAAAAGAUAUUUUUCUGGCUGUAACCUCUAAAUUCGAAGAAUCUGGUGUAUUUAACCGCGAAGAAGAGCUUGAGGCAGAACUUUUUAACGACAUACUAUUAUUUGGGUACUCAAGUUUAAAAAUUAAAGCAGGAGAAAGCAUUACGAGGCACGUUGUGAGAAUGAUCGAAGGUGACGGUAGUAUAACUGUAUCCCGAGGUGCAUGUACCGUGGAUAAAAUCUUCAAUGCUUCCCAGUUAGUUGAAGUUAUGGCAUUAAUAACCCAAUUGGUUGCUGUUAUAACCAAACAAUUUCUCAAAAACGAAAUUAAAAGAAUAGUUUGCAAUCGAUAUUAUCAUUGGCUGAACAAAGCUGCAAAACUUCGAAAUCUGAGGAACGAACUUCAACAAAGACAUGCUUUACACAUAAAAGUAUCGGGGUCCAAGUGCUCGUCUAAUUCGGAAACUCCAGCAAGCGAAGUUGCUGCCCCAACAAAGCGAAUGAAGAAGCUUACGAAGAAAAUUUCCCGGAUAGAAAACGAAAUGCGGACGUUUUUUGAGCAGAUUAUAGUUCCGAGGUUCGAAGACGAAGAUCUCUCACUCUCUCAUAUGCAAGACCUUAUAGAAUCGAGUAAAAUGAUAGAUACGAUGAAAAGAAUUUCUUUUGUUAAUUUUUAAAACCUCCUGUUGAUUAAUUGUAUUUAAAUUAUUUAACUGUGACUUGCCGUUUUAAUCGACUAUUUUAUAAUUUUA